This is a messenger RNA of Staurois parvus, 257 nucleotides long. The record is from the annotation of a GenBank genome assembly. NCBI's taxonomy places the organism in Eukaryota, Metazoa, Chordata, Amphibia, Anura, Ranidae.
GUGCUGUGUCCAAUCACAGCUGAUCACUGAUGAUCAGGGCACUGAUGAUCAGUGUGGCCCCAGAAGUGCCACCUAUCAGUGUCCAUCAGUGCCAGCAGCCAGUGCUGAACAGUGCCAGUGCAACAUCAAUGCCACAUAUCAGUGCCUACCAGUGCACAUCAAUGCCACAUAUGAGUGCCCAUCUGAGCUGCCUUUCAGUGCCACCUAUCAGUGCCAGUCAGUGCCGCCUAUCAGUGUGCAUCAGUGCCGCCUAUGAG